Molecule: messenger RNA, 9722 nt
Organism: Xyrichtys novacula (pearly razorfish)
Lineage: Eukaryota; Metazoa; Chordata; Actinopteri; Labriformes; Labridae
Source: the annotation of a GenBank genome assembly
GUGUCAGCAGCAGUCAACACACACACACACAGACGCCAUCGAUCCUGUUGUGCUGCUGGAGCAAGAAAGACUCAAAUCAAAGGUGAGGGUGUAUACUGUCAGUGCUAGGACUUAUCCUAUUUGAAUAAUGCAGAGUUACCACCUCGCUACUGAAACUAGUUAUCCACAAAGGUAUAAAUGUCCACGAUUAAUUUAGCUUAACAGAGCAGUUAAUCUACCGUCAGGAUUCACAACAGCAGUGCUCAAAUGACAAGCUAACAGCCAGCUAGCUCAACGCUAACAGGGGCUCUGUACGCUGAUGUUGGAGCAAACAGUCGGUAAACAGCAGCUGAGAAAUACCUUUACUGCCUGUUAGAGACCAUAAAUGAGAUUUUAAACAUGUAACAAUGCGUGGUUUUGUAGAUGUUAAAGGUCGGACUUCCUUCCUGAACGUUGACGUUAGCUACAGGAACGUUAGUGUUAGCUAAAAGGGCAAGGCGAGGGUAUUUAUAAAGCUCUACAUUAACCCACCAGCAAUGACAAUAUGAACACCUGAGCAAUCUAAUGCAACCAAAUACAACCCUUUACUAUUACGAAGCUUCUACUUUUCCAGCUUUUGUUGGAAUGAUAACAUAGGUGAUUACUGUAAUAGUGGUGGUGGUCUACUCGAGCGUCAUACUGGGAAGCGUUCCUUAUAUUUUGGUCACUUCGUUAACAAACAUAAGAGGAUCAUGAUUAAGAAAAAACACAUUUCAGAUAACAUACCCCAGCACACCCCCACCGCCCACCCACCAAGUCUUGACUAAGUAAAUACAGGAAACGAGUCUGAUCGUGGAUUAGAUUAUCAAGGUGUUGCUAAUAUUGUGGCUGCUGCAGUUUAAGCAAUUUAAAGAACAUUAAAAGUAGGGCUGGGACGAUAUGCUUUUCUCCCGAUUCGAUUCUUCGAUUUUUUUUUUGGAUGCUAAUUCGAUUUAAAUUGCAGUUCUACGAUAUCGUCGAUAUUCUCGAUAUUCAGUCUCGUUUUUAAAACCAGUGAAACAGUUGAAUGAUUAUGAUUGUCUACUGACUAAUCCAGGAACCAUAUUUCCCCAAAAAAUACACAUCAUAUGUAAGUCAGUUUUUGAGAUUUAUUUUUAAAUUUGAAAAAAAAAGUGAUUUAAAAAUUGCAAAACAAAAAAUCUUGAUACUUAUGUGAAUCAAUUUUUAUCCCACCUCUAAUUAAAAGAAACGUGACCUUUAAGCUAACAGGACAAUGGUACCUUGGUUGUGUGCUUUUCAGUAUAUACAUAUAUCAUAUGUUAAAUAAGCCUGUUAUAAAGCAUGAACAAGUUUUCUGUGGCUUGUUGAAUCAGAAUUUUUAACAUCUUUUAAGUUGGUAACAGGCUGUUUUGUGAUGCCUUACAUUUGGCUUUUAAAGUAAAGGCGUGAGCUCAUAAAUCCACUGAGAUUCCAGGCUGGAUUAGUCAAUUAGAUGUCAUGAAGUCAAUUUGAACCUUUUCUCUUAAUUGCCGAAGACAGUCACUGCAAGAUGCUGGACCUUAUUUACUGUCUGCUGAGUAGAUUACUAAUGAGCAUUCAAUUAACAGUGUUGCAGUUAAUAAUUAACCAUUUAUGGUUUCUGAAGACCAGUAUGGUUAGUUACAUAUACAGUGAUAAGUUGCCAGUGUUUGUGUAAUAUUAUGCAACCUUAUCAAUAAAAAAUGAAUGUAAUUAUGCAACCAAAGCUACCCUCCAGAGCAUCAUAAUGUUUGUCUUUAAUUGGUUUGUUUAAUAAUGGUUGCGGAUGCAGCUUUAGGAUCAGUGCAGGGACUGUGAUAUGCUGCACUGCCUUUAUUUACUGAAUUUGGUGUAACAGCAGGACCAACUACAGCACUCCCAGAAUAAUAAAGAUUAUGUUACACCUUUGAAAAGUUAUGUUGCAAAAGUGUUUGUUAUGUAAACCACAUCCAUUUUAUAUUGUGUACCUUUAUCAUUCGUGCAUAAGCAUGCAAUAUAUUUCCCAGUCACUUUCCCUUUCAACUAAUUAUUUUUAUCUCUGAAUCAACCACACCAACAAAGUUUUACACAGUGACCUGCAAAAGCUUUUGUGUAUUUUCUAUACUCAGUUGCCUCGUAAAGACAUGCUUUCAUUCGACAGUUGUGUUUUCUUGUGAGCAACAAGUACAUUUUUCCUUUUGAGUGAUUAUUAUUGUUGGUUGUGGCGUCAAGGAUUUGGUUCUAUGUUGUGCAAAGAUUCUUGUUAUGCAGCAUUUUACUGCAGGUCAUUUCAGUCUGACAGGCUGCUGGCCUGCUGAGCUAUCCUUGACCACAGGUGCUGGAGCUAAUGUCAGUGGAUCUGUAUCAGUACCAGAGGGUAACUCAUACUGUACCGUCUUAUGCCAGAAACCCAAGUCUCACGUGUGUUGGGCUCUGAGUUUUUACAUCAGUAGCUCUGAGGGUUACUGAAAUUUAAAAAAUUUGAUAUUUAGAUAGACUUGACUCACACUUUAAAUUGAAUUUGUUUAGAAAGCUUCAUAAAAAUGGUCGUAAGCACCUUGUUUACUGAAGUUGAUUGGCCAGAGUGAUUCUCCUGGUUUCAUUUCCAGUGUCAUGUUGAUGUGACAGAGUUCAGAGUCCCAAAGAUAGGCUCUGUGGCUUUGAUAUCAAGUCCAGGGAGCACCAUGGUGGCAGAAUUUACUGUUUACAGUCACACAGUCACAUGCUCUCUUUCAUCAAAUCAAACAUGCCCACACACCACCCCACCCCAAGUGUUGAUGCCGCUCACUUGUCACAUGGAGUCUUUACAAGCCUUGCGAGUAGUGCAAGGUGUAAACUUGAUGCAUUGGUGCAAAAGUACCUCUUUCUUCUUCCUGCCAGUGUAUUUCACCUCUAAUUUUGGGGUUUAUUAUCAUAUCACAACAGGUUUCUGCGAUGGACUCCAGAUCGCACAGACUUCCUUUUUGCCUGUCCAACUCAAGGCCUUCUUACACAUCGAGUUCAUCGGUCUCCUCUUCAUCACUGGGCUCCACCAGGUUGUACAGCAGAGAGUCGAUGCUAAAUAAUGACCGUUUUCCGAGGGCAUCACCUUCUUACAAAACAGACCUGGACCAACAGGUAGGCUGACAUUUGGAUCUUUUAAACCAUUAAAGAUUUAGUCUCUCUCUUUACAUUUACCCUCAGCAUAUAUAAUUCAGACAUCUAGACCACUUUUUGUUUACUUUUUGGUCCUGCUUAUGCUGCUGUUUAGUUAAAAUUAAGAUGCUUUAUAAGUUCCUGGUGCCGGCCUUUAUUUUCUGCUGUCAUAGCACAUCAGUUUUGUCUCAUUUAGCCUUGCUUGCUAAGAUGAGGCAUGAUGGAAAUAUCAGCUUCAAAAGUGCCUGUUUUCGUUGGAUAAAACAGCCGAGUGCAAUAAUAACAAACAUCUGCAACUUUAAGGCCUCUGUCCACCUCUUCAUACUAUCUUUGUUCCUCUACAUUCAGUGUUUUGGCAUCUUUUUUUUUUCCAGUGUAUUCUGGCGAGAGAGCAUCCAAGUUAUCUCCUUUCUCACUGGUUCCCUUCUUAGUGUGUCACAGAAACUAACUGUUAUCAGUGGUGCAUCAGCAGACACUCUGGAGGUCUUUUUAUAGGACAGCCUAGAUUCCUUGGCACACGUGUGUAUUUCAGUCCCGCUGCUCUUUGGGGCCCGUCGAAAAAGAUAAUGUUACUGUUGGCCUGGGCCCUGCCUGGUUGUUCCUGUUCUUUCCAGAAGAGUCCAUGUUCGGUGAAAAGAAGAUCCUACAAAGCACUUGCUGCUCCAUGAUUUAGUGUAGUACUAAGAUGAGCUCCAAUUUAAGCAAUCCUCUUAAAAUAGCAGCAGUAUUAGUUUUUCUUCCAAGUUCACUCACAUGAAUAUUUACUAAGGACUCUCACAUUGAAAAACCUGUUGCAUGUUCAUGUUCAGCUGGACUGCAGCCCUCUUUUUUCCCCACUCUUUUGUGUGUGUUAUAAGUUUUCUGGCUUUGAAAGAAAAUGUAAAACUUUUCACAUAUGUUUACUUUUACUGGUGCAUGUAGAGCACAAAAUGAAAACUAAAUCAUGGAAACAAGCUAAAACUUAAAAAGCUGAAAAUUAGUGACAUAUUGUCAGUUAUUAUCCAACACUAUCCAGUGAGUUAUGCCGUACAAAGUUCAAUAGUUUUAUUAUAUAUUUACUCAGAUAGGAGUGCUAACUAAAAAUGCAUUUCUUUCUUUCUGAAGAAUUCUCGUCUCCUGAGGUCGCCCAGAGACUACAGCAGCUCUGAUAGUCACUCCACCAGCUGGAAGUUGCCCUCUUCUCUGACAUCCUCCAGCAGAUCCUACGAUCGACCAUGGGCUGAAUCCUCUCUCAGCAGCAGCAGCGGCAGGAACAAACCGGUACUAGAGCUCUUGCAAAAUACAGCCGAGUCAAACUCAUUUUUUAAAGACUGUAACAGAGGUUAGAGGAAUGCCUCUGAACAGUAUAAGUGACGUAUAAAUAUCUGAGUCAAUGUUUGUCUUCAUUUUCACAGAACGAUUCUGAAGGGAGGUUGGGGAUGCGUUCGGUUCUGCUAAACCCCAGUGAUGAUGGUGAUUCUAAAAGGGCCAAAUUGUCGUACAGCAACAGAGGACUGUACUCAAGAACAGCAGGAACCUCGGCCUCUGGAUCCACAUACUCUAGUAAUGGGCUAAGCAGUGGCAGAGGUACAAAAAAGCACUUUGUUUUGAACAUGUGACUUCUUGGUUUGCUGCAAAGAGAGCAUGUGAGGAUGUAGCAUGUUAUCAGUAUUGCAUAAGAUUUCAAACUGUAUGGAGUUUACUCCCAGGAGCUAAACCACCCUGCUUAAGUUACAAUAUGCAUUUCCUUUAGAGAUGAGUUGUCCCCAAAGAACAGUUACUUUUUAACUGUCUUAACAAUUUUGCAGCUUGCUGGUAUAGGUAAUGACAAAGACAGCUGACGUAGACUUACAUAGAGAGUGUAAAAUAUCAAAAAUCAACUUCUAUAGAUUUCCUGUGACUAUUUCAAAGUACUCAAACAGAAAAUACUGGAUAUUAUCAAUAUGGCAUGAUUUAGAAAGAUUUAACCAUCAUAUAUAAAAAUAGAAUGUAAGUAUGAGCUUUGAAUGUAGGUAAGAAAUCUCUGCAUUGACAGUUCGUCUCAAGAAAGCCAAACAUUAUGACAAACCUAAACAAUGUUUUGUAAAUCUCGACUAACCGUAUAUGUUUUAACAAAUAUUUACACAAACACAUUGAAGACUUAUAAUUCAGAUGUAGUUUUAUUCCUGCAGUUAAAAAAACUUAAUGAAAUAUACUAUAAUGGUAUUCUAACUUGGGUAGUUGGUUCAAUACUGAGAUCACAUUUUGUUUCUGACAUAUAUUGUUUUGAUUUUUGUGAAUAUAAUUUUACACAUAAAUUGAAUUAGAACAAUCCCUGUCUCUCACUUUCAUAAUAGAGUCAUUUGGUAGGUUCACAGGUUAACAGCAGUUCCUAGGUGCUAAUACUGUUUAUUAUUUUAACUGACAUUAAUUCGUGAGUGUUGUUGAGGUAUCAAGAUAAUUUCUCUCAUAAUUAAACAGAUUUUAAAAUGGACUACCGUGGACUUAUUUCCGUAUUUUUCUGGUCUUUCUGUGCAGGUACAAGUGAAACAUCAAGUGACACAUUAGAUUCAUCAUGGAGUUCAUACCGUUUACUCUCACGGCCUUCAUCUUCUUCCCACAAUCCACUGUUGUCCAGGAGAGAGCUUGAGACAAAGACUGAGCCUGGACUCUCAGGUUUGAGUGAGAGAAGAAACAGAACUGCUGGAUUGACUUCGUCAUUGUGUAAGGAUGUUUGUAAACACUCUGUUUAACAUCUGUGUAAAUGUGUUGUAGCACACGAGGUGACCUGACAUGAACUGCUUUUCUCUUCCCUCGUUUCAGAUCAGACAGACAGGGUGACCUCCACAUAUGCACAAGGAGCUCGGCCAAAGGAGACUGCCUACUCCACCUCUUCCUUCUCCUCCUCCUCCUCCUCCUCCCCCUACACAGCCAGAGAAAGCUCUCUUAAUCGCCACAUCUCCUCUUCCUCCCCUCACCGCUCAUCUCCUCUGCUGCGCGACAUCAGCAACAACAGGACCUCAGCACGUUCCUCAAACACCUCAUCUACUCUCCACUCAUCUCAGGAACAACAAACGGGAAACCCAGAAUCCCCCUCAAACAUGUCCUCCUCUUACUCCUCCUGGUACACAGCUCCCUCCUCCCGGCCAGAGGCCAUGCUCCCUCCGAGGCCAGCCCCUGAAGGCGUGGAGUCAGAGGGCCGUAGCUCCACUCGGCGCCUUCUGUCCCGUCUCUUUUCACGCCGCUCCAGCCAAGACUCCUCUAGUGGCUCCUCCAGUGUUCGCUCCCUGGAUGAUGACACUCCAUCGACCGGGGGAGAGUCUGUGGACAGUGAUGAAGGAGCACGGACGUCUGCUGUUGACCAUGACGCUGCAGGGUCGGAGGCAAACUUUGGUAGCCUCAGGAAUCGUAGAGCAGAUCUCACUCCUAUCCAAGAAAACAACAACACUGCUUAUCAAAAUGGCCCGCCUCGGCCCAGAAUGGCCUCAUGGAGAGAGCCUGGUGUUGGUAGUAGUAACAGCACCAGCAGUGGAGGAGGCAGCAGCUACUCCUGGCUCUCCUCCUCCCUCCGCGGCCGCUGCCCUCCCCUCCUCGCUCGCCUCAGGAGACACGCCAGAGACGACAGCACACAUUCUGCAGCAGGCUCACAAGGAUACAGUCAUCCACCACAUUUACUGAGAAGAUGGGAUGACCUAGAGCAUAAAACAUCACAAGAUGAUGAUGAAGACGACGAUGAUGAGGAGGACGAGGAAGAGGAAGAAGAGGAGGAGGAAGAAGAAGAAGAAGGGGCAGUUGGUUUGGAGGCAUUUGGUGCCAGUCGUCCCUGCAGACUUGAGGAUGAAGUGCUACCUGAACUUGAAGACACUUCAGUUGAAUUUUCACCCCGCCGCAGAGCUGGAGUGUAUGAAAACAUCUCAGUACCUCGGGGUUCUUUGGGGGCUGUGGACAGCCAGCUGGAUGGGCAGAAGGAGAAACCACUUUCCAGCGGGGAUCAAGAAAAGCUGCGCAGGAUCAAGGAGAGGUACAGGAUAGAAAUUCACCACACAGUGCCUGUCUGUCGUUUCUUCUCAUUUUUGUGGUCUGUGACUGAUAUUGGGUGCAAGUAAACUGUACAUGAGUUAACCAACAGUCACAAACAAAAGAUUAGAUAUGCAGUUUUCAUGUAAAUACAUUUAUUUUUAGUUUGUUUGAACAUAACCUUCAGCUCAUGUUGCAGACAGAUCGGUUUAAGCUUUUUUUUUACUGCUUCAUCAAGUAAAACAAAAGAACGGUUGAUGUACUUAUCCUUAUACCAGAUAACUAUUUAGCCUGAGAGGACUAAUGCAGGACUUACUGGUCGCCGAUACUGAAGGUGUUAAAGCGGGAGGUGUUUGAAAGACUUAGCUGUUUAGUAAUUUAGCAGGCGAUAGAGUAAACGUGUUUAUAUAUGAAACAGAAGACGGCAAGCAUGCAUUCUUUAUUAACAGUGCACCUGAAGCUCCUCCUGUCUUGUUUUAGGCUGCUGCUGGAAGAUUCUGAUGAGGAAGAAGGCGACCUGUGCCGAAUCUGUCAGAUGGGGGAGGAAUCUGCCUCCAAUCCACUGAUUCAGCCGUGUCGCUGUACAGGAAGUCUGCAGUACGUCCACCAGGAGUGCAUCAAGAGGUGGCUUCGCUCCAAAAUUGGCUCGGGUCAGUACGUAAAUAAGUCUUUAUUAGUGACAGAUCCCUUUAUUACCAUAUGAUUUCACUGAUUUCCUACUUGUGAUACUUUACUUUUAGGCACAAACCUCGAGGCCAUCACGACAUGCGAGCUGUGCAAACAGAAACUGCGCUUGAAUAUAGACAACUUUGACAUUCAGGAGUUAUACAGGACACAUGUGCAAGUGAGUCCCAACAUUUAAGUCAUGAAAAUAUAUUUAAAAAAAAUCGUAUUUUACUAAAAAGGUAACUUCUUUAGAAUCAAGAAUGUUAAUGACAGAUCUUUGAUUCUUGCUUCACAGUCGGAAUACGAUGAGUUCAUCAGCAGUGGUCUGUAUCUGGUUGUGCUGCUGCAUUUCUGCGAGCAGAGGUUCUCUGAUGUCCUGGGAGCGGUCGAUGCAGCUGGGGUGAGAACACACAUUUACAGAAACACACUCAAACACACACAUUUGAAAGUCGAUUUACUCAUACUCUCAUCCAGCAAUACCUUUAAUCUUAUGACGCUAUUGGCUGAAAAAGACGUGUAUUUUAUUGCUGCAAGACUUCAGUCAGUACUGAUUAAAGACGCCUCGAAAAUGAGUCAAUGUUGAAUUGUGGUGUGCAGAAAAUUCAAACCUUGAAAAGAGAAACUUCUUCCCUUUCUCACCCAGUUAUUCAACCUGGUGAGAAUCCUUCAUGAACACAUGGACAAUCUUCAAAGUAUGUCGCUCAAUCCUCUCUCUCUCUCCUCUGCCAAUGUUUGUGUUUACUGUGUUGAUGUUUUGCAAGUAAGCGAUCAUGUGACACGUUUAAUGCUUCAUCAGCUUUUUGUUUGUCAGUUUCGGUAACCUUGUAAUUUGAUUGAUAAUGAAAACGAAAACGAGCAGUUUGUAUGCUCAUUAUAAUCAUUUAUGAUAAGGUUACAAGGCUACCAGACAAAGAGAUGAUGUUUUUGUAGCUGGUGUUUAUUUUUCACGUUGUUUAAAAUGUAACUUAAAUGUUUGUCAGUCUAACCUCAGCUCCUGGAGAAAAUAACAGUACACUGACCACCUUGAAUAACCCAGAAAUCUUGCUGCUGUCCAGUUCUUGCUCAAGCUGUAACAUCCGACUGUUUAUCUGUUUGCUCUCCUUAUUUUUCAUAUAGUAAAGAAAUACUUGCCAUCACUGAAAAACAGAAUUAUGAGGCAAUUUCUCCAAAUGUUUGCCAGUCGCUGCCUGAAAGCUUUUACACCCCCACCCCCUACCCCCUGUUGUGUUUUUUGUUAAAUAUUUUAUAUGUGGCUGCAGAAUUUAAUCUGAAAUCUCUCAAUUGCAGUUCCUCAUGGAGAAAGCGACGAAGAGAUCCGAGACAACAGACCAUCUAUUGAGUUCUCUGACCUGGAUGAUGAUCUCGAAGAUGAGUACUAAUUACGUUAGAAUGGUGGAUUGGGGGUAAAAGGAAAAAAAAAAAGUGGGUCAGGGGAUCUGUUGUUUUAGGGGGGCUGCUCCAUGCCAUAUGGUUGCUCACCCAGUUUUUCAUCCAUGCUUUGAGGUCAUCAAAAUCAACUGAAAUGCAGGGGCAGAGUACGUUGGAUGAGUCCGGACUUUGUGGCUUUUGCAGGUAUGCAAACUUGAACUGUCAUGUGAAAUAAUUUUGUGGACACCAUCACAUUUCUUUUUUUUCAAUGAGAGUGCACUUUAUUCAGUCAUACUAAACAAGAAUGCAAGUCUUUUUAACUGUUAAACCACAAGUGCUUUAAUGUUAGAAUAAGAAAGCAGAGAGGGAAUUGACUGAGGAAAAGGAAAACGGAUUUGGAAUUAAGAUGAUGAGAUGAAUGCUUUUGGGACAAGAUACAAAAAAAAGUAGUGAUUAUUCCUUUAAUGUGUUUUUGUCCUCUUUAUUUUCCCAAUGAGAACAUGUUGAACUUACCCUGUCAUGAACUUCCUUCUGUAUUUCAAUGUUUUUGGGAGGCUUAAUGUCUGUAAAAAUCUGGUUUCUCGCCUUCAGUUUUAAGAAUAAAGAUUGAAUGCAAACUGCCA